This is a messenger RNA of Symphalangus syndactylus (siamang), 543 nucleotides long. RefSeq names its product small ribosomal subunit protein eS17-like. Gene Ontology annotation, cellular component: ribosome. Lineage: Eukaryota; Metazoa; Chordata; Mammalia; Primates; Hylobatidae. Gene Ontology annotation, biological process: translation. The record is from RefSeq and is a predicted model, not a curated record. Gene Ontology annotation, molecular function: structural constituent of ribosome.
AUGAAAGGAACUCCAAGACCAAAGCUGCUGCAGUGCAAGGCUAAAACCCUCUUGGAAGUCUACUCAAUAUGGAGCAAUAGAGAAGGAGGAAAUGUUAAUCCUUUGGUGUGGGGUGAAGUUAAGGGAGCCCUUCACUCACAUGGCCGCGUUUUCACCAAAAUCACGAAGAAGGCCACCCAGGUCAUCAUAGAAAAGUACUACACGCGCCCAGGCAACGACUUCCACACGAACAAAUGUGUGUGCGAGAUCGCCAUUAUCCUCAGCAAGAAGCUCCGCAACAAGAUAGUAAGCUAUGUCAUGCAUCUGAUGAAGCGGAUUCUGAAGGGCCCAGUGAGAGGUAUCUCCAUCAAGCUGCAGGAGGAGGAGAGAGAAAAGAGAGACAAUUAUGUUCCCGAGAUCUCAGUCCUGGAUCAGGAGACCAUUGAAGUAGAUCCUGACACCAAGGAAAUGCUGAAGCUUUUGGACUUUGUCAGUCUGUCCAACCUGCAGGUCAUUCGACCUACAGUUGAGAUAAAUUUCAAAAUGCCUCGGGGAGCUCUUUGA